Gymnodraco acuticeps is the source of this 8799-nucleotide messenger RNA. It is a transcript of the gene rbms3, whose product is annotated as RNA binding motif, single stranded interacting protein. Gene Ontology annotation, molecular function: poly(A) binding; poly(U) RNA binding; mRNA 3'-UTR binding. The coding region runs from base 1123 to 2382 and encodes 419 amino acids. NCBI's taxonomy places the organism in Eukaryota, Metazoa, Chordata, Actinopteri, Perciformes, Bathydraconidae. Gene Ontology annotation, cellular component: cytosol; nucleus; ribonucleoprotein complex. The record is from RefSeq and is a predicted model, not a curated record. The transcript is spliced from 14 exons.
AGAGAGAGAGAGAGUGAGAGAGAGAGAGAGCAACUGUGUGACAGAGGGAAAGAGAACGAGGCAGGCUGCUUAGAGGAGUGAGAGAGCCAAGGACAAAAUAAGGAACACAUUUUACAAGUGCAGGAAGAGGGAGGAUCGCAGACGAGGGACUCCUUCUCUACUCGGCACCUGGGACUCACUCACUGUGGUUUUUUCCCCCUACUCGUCUUCUAUCUGGAAACCAGAGGAUUGACUUACCAACCGGUGGAUUUUUAAAAAUACACAUCGUUUAGAAAACUGGGAUCAUUUCUCUGUCCUCUUGCUGGCUCCUUCGCUCCAGGCUAAGAUUGCUUUCUGUGCGUGCGCUCGGCUCUCGUGUUGUGAUUCUGCUCCCUGCAUAAAGUGCAUCUCGUCGGCAACCGGUGCUGAGGAUAUCUCCCCUCUGUCAAACAGGACAGCACGCAGCCACCGUCGGAUCAGACCACAGAGAGAGAGAGAGAGAGAGAGAUACUUUGUGUAUGUUAGAGGGACACAGAGAGAGAGAGGGGCAGUGAGAGAGAGUCAGAUCCACAGUGUGUCUGAGAGAGAGGCAGAUUAAAGCCCAGGCAAAAGACUGGAGUGAAACAGCUCAAAUAGAGAAGUGAACCUAUACGUCCUUUCCCGUUUUCCUUGCCAUCCCUUUCCUCCUCCUCUCCUCCUCUUCUUCCUUCUCCCAUUUUCCAACAUUCACAGGACUGCCAGAGCUACUGCCACCUGCACCUCUUCUCUCCACUCCACUUCCUCACCCUUAUCGCGCGUUACCAUCCGAUACCAGCCACUGACAGACACAGCGCUCUUGGUUCUAGCACUUGUGGAAAUAUUUCCAUUGAUCGGGCAGUAAGAGACUGAGUGAGCAUCUACCAGACACUGAGGCUCAGGACCGGUGAGGCACAGAGCCCCCCCCCCCCCCCCCCCCCAAUCAGAGGCAGACCCUCUCCCAGCUGCUGUCCGACACGCAGACCCUGUCUUCUCCCCGGAGAACCGGCUAGCGACACAGAAAAUAAUCGCACUGCCCCUCCGCUGCCUCUAUCCCAUUGCUAGCUACUUGGCAGCUUCCGCCCCCGUGUCACCAUUCCCUGCCUCAGUGCUAAGGAUUCCAGCUACAUGGGCAAGCGAUUGGAGCAGCAGCCAAUGUACCCUCAGUACACCUACUACUACCCCCACUAUCUCCAGACCAAGCAGCCCUAUGCUCCUCCCCCUCAUCCGAUGGCUCCUCCCAGCCCCAGCACCAACAGCUGCAGCCAGGGAGGGGCGGAGCAGCUGAGUAAGACCAACCUGUACAUCCGAGGCCUGCCACCUGGGACCACCGACCAGGACCUCAUCAAACUCUGCCAACCGUAUGGAAAAAUAGUGUCAACCAAGGCCAUUCUGGACAAGAACACCAACCAGUGCAAAGGCUAUGGCUUUGUGGAUUUUGACAGCCCAGGUGCAGCACAGAAGGCCGUGUCGUCUCUCAAAGCCACCGGGGUGCAGGCCCAAAUGGCCAAGGCCCUGCAGCAACAGGAGCAGGACCCCACCAACCUGUACAUCUCCAACCUGCCGGUGUCUAUGGAUGAGCAGGAGCUGGAGAACAUGCUGAAGCCCCUGGGUCACGUCAUCUCCACGAGGAUACUGAGGGAUGCCAACGGGGUCAGCAGAGGAGUCGGCUUUGCCAGGAUGGAGUCCACAGAGAAAUGUGAGGUUGUGAUACAGCAUUUCAAUGGGAAAUACCUGAAAACCCCACCAGGCAUUCCAGCUCCCUUGGAGCCUUUGCUGUGCAAAUUUGCCGACGGAGGGCAGAAGAAACGCCAGAGCCAGAGCAAGUACCCUCAGAACGGGAGGCCGUGGCACAGAGAAGGCGAGACUGGCAUGGCGUUAACAUAUGAUCCCGCUGCAAUGCAGAAUGGGUUCUACUCCUCGCCUUACAGCAUCGCCACCAACCGCAUGAUUGCACAGACCUCCAUCACGCCCUUCAUCGCUGCUUCCCCUGUUUCCACAUAUCAGGUCCAGAGUACGUCAUGGAUGCCUCAUCAACAAUAUGUUAUGCAACCUACAGGUGCAGUGAUCACGCCAGGCAUGGACCACACUAUGUCCAUGCAGCCUGCCAGCAUGAUGGGCCCUCUCGCCCAGCAGAUGAACCAUCUGUCCCUGGGCACUACAGGAAGUUACAUGACUGCUGCAGCUGCCGCGGCGCCUAUGCAAGGGACCUACAUUCCCCAGUACACUCCUGUGCCUCCAACAGCCCUCCCUGUCGAAGGAGUGGUGACAGACGCCUCCCCCCAGACAGUGGCUCCCUCGUCACAGGAGUUGGCUGGACAGCAGCAACAGAUUCAAGUAGACAGUUCUGCCGACCAUGUUCCUGCUUACUCAUACCAGUCCAAAUAGCAUCGGCCUGAGCGAAUGUUCCUGUGACAGCGUUGCCUUGAGACAGAAGGUGGCUGCACUGUGAAUGUGAGGAAAAGAGAAAAGAAAGAGAUUACUUCCAGAUUGCCCAGGCACCAAAAAAGAGACACUUUUUUCAUUUCCUACCUGGCCUACGUGAAAAAAAGAGAGGGGAAAAAAUGCAAGAAGGAGACAAAGAGUGCUGAGGAAGGGGAUGGGGGAAUUGCUGGGCACAGUGCAAAGAAGUGAAAUUGUUUAGUCUGGGAACCUGCCAGAAGGGCUGGGCUGAAGCUUGAAAAGUUUCUCAAAGAAAAUUCUCAACCAAUUAAAAAAAAAUGGAAAAAAAAUAAGGAAAUAGAAAAUUACAAAAAAAGGUUGAAUGCGCAGGUAGGUGAUGAAGUUUAUUUUGUAAUUAGAAAAGGGGAGUCAAGUUUGAAAUACACACAGAGAUUGUCUUCCUCAGAUAUUAAGCUACAAUUUCUUUUCACUCUUUUUUAUGUUCAAGUGUUACAUUUUAGUUUUCUAGAUAUAUUCAGAAACAAAGUGUUUUUUCUUUCUUGAAUCUUCAUGGCCUUAAUUUGAAGGGCGGCAGAAACUUUUUACAGAGUUAAAGUCUGACGUCUGUUUAGAAGAAAAAAAAAAGCAAACAAAGUCAGUUUCUUGCACCACUCGGAGGGUACAAGACACUGGAUACGUUGUUCUAAAGAGGAAAAAAGAAUCUAUCACAUAAGCUGUACAGAUUUAAUAGAGAAGAGCUUUUGUUUUUUCUUCAUUAGAAGAAAACUUUGAUAAUUAUUAUGUCAGAGGUAACUAAGUGUCAGAAGAAAACAAAAUGUCUGUUGGGGGGAAAAGACUUGGGGGGGAGAAGAAGCUUUCAAGAGAUUUUUCACCAUGAGGAAAAAAUGAAAACAUAAGAAAAACAUGCUGCAUCGUGGAUGCAGUCUGUUGCAAACGCUGAACUUGUUUUUUUAUUAUCAUAAUUAUUAUUUUAAAUGGCAAAGUUGCUGUCAAUGACAUUAGUGCUUUUUAUCUGCCACAUUUUACCUUUUUAUGAGCUUAAAGAUGUUUUUAGCCCGCUUGCUUGUCACACUGCAAAAAGAAAAAAAGAAGAAGAAAAAAAUGAUAAAAUGAAUACAAAAAAAGCUACGGAAAUUAAUUCUGGCAGUGAAAUAAAAACAGUAGAUUCAGUAGGAGCUUACGGUUUAAAAAAUCAGUGCAAAAGCAAUAGAAGAAAUUGUUGACAAUUUCUGUAGUCUUUCCUAGUUGUGGAUCAAAUGCAGCCCAUGGGUGGCCAUUUUUAUACCAAAGAUGAAGAGACACUCUGAACCAGAGUUUUGUUUUUGUUUGUUUUCUUUUCCUUUCCAUUUUUCUGUUUGAUUUUGUUGUUGUUGAUGUUGCUGUUGUUGAUGAUGUUAAUGUUGAUAUUGUUGUUGUUGAUGUUGCUGUUGUCGUUGUUUUUUAUUUGACCUUGAUGGCCGGACCAGUCCUUACUAUCCUUCUUAAAAUCUUCUUUUUUGCCGGGUUUAAGCUAGUUUUCCAUGGUUGUCCAAGCUGUCACACACACACACACACACACACACACACACACACACACACACACACACACACACACACACACACACACACACACACACACAAACAAACAUACAUGUAUCUAAACAGACACACUUAAUGUAAAAACUAAAACACACACAUCAAAAACAGUAUUUAAAGUGUGAUGCAACCAGUGGCAGUCCUACCAGAAGUCAUUUUUCUCCUCCUCUACUUGUCUUUUCAUUUAUUUGUAUGUCUCAUCACUUUUUACGAUGCUACACACUUUUGGUGCAUUCCAACUCUGUCUUUCUCUUGGAUCCUACAGGGAACACUUUAGGAAUAGAUUGGGGAACGUUGCUUGCUACGCUUUGUGGUUAUUGACACAUUGCUUCCCGCUUUAUGCCCUUACUGCUUUCUGUCCUCAGUCUCUUUAUCGCUUUAAUUUAACUAUAACUGGGAAUCCCCCUGCUGCUGUUUGCCCUUCUGUUAAUCUCUUCCAUUUAUCACCACACCUAGGUCACGUGUUUGAGUUACGUGCCAGGCAUACCAGAUGAGUGGUGUUUGCUGCAUGUUAGACAUCAGGUAAGUUGUUUAAAGUGUUUAGCAAUGAUUGCAUAAACCUUAUGGCACUUAAAGGUGGGGUAGGUAAUUCACUUCAGAAACACUUUUUGUUAUAUUCCAUGGAAUGCUCUUAACAUCCCGAUAGCAAUGAAUAAAUUAAAUGCUUUGACAAUAAAUACAUUAAAAAAAUGUCAUCUGUGGAAGCCGUAGUGCUGUAAAAAGCACGACCAAUCAUUUUAGCCAGCCCGGCUAAAAUAACUGGAUGGCCUACCUGCCUGUCAGCCUUGUCAGCCUUCCAUGUGCCCUCAUUGGUCAUGUGCGCCUUCGUGUGUGUUGGAGGUGGGGCUCUGUGAGGAAGUCUUGAAGGAAGGGGCAGAUUUUUUUCGGUGUAAUUUUUUUCCUGAGUGAUAUGCGAUGAUCGGUUUCCCUCUCUUGUCUGUAUAUUAACAUGAGGCUACCGCUAACAGCUGGUUAGCGUAGCUUAGCACAAAGACUGGAAACAGGGGGACAGUUAGCAAGAUGCUAUGCAAAGCUAACAAAAGCCUCCUACUUGCACCUCUAAAGCUUACUCAUUCAUAUUUCUUACCUCAUUAUUUUAUGUCGUCAUCGUUAGCUGGACAAGCAGAAGUGACUAGAAUGUCACGCAAUUCCUUUAAAAGACGCUGACACUUUGUAACACUAACAUGCAUCAUUGACCCACCACCAGCAGGGGGGGUCUUCACACCUGUGGGAACAGACCAGGCUCCUCACCAGCUUUAACUUGUCGAUGGCAGCUCCUUCCUCUGCCCUGCCACUGAGUGUCAGUUACACCCCUGGUUGUCCCAAUUUGUUGCACAAACAGCCCUGCACAUCUUAUCUGGUCUUUCCGUCCCUGAGCUGUGUGAGGGUUCCAAUGAUUUCAUCUCUGAGGAUUGUCCCCUGAGGAAAUGGCCGGUGGGACAGCGGCCAUUUCUGCCCCCAUUAUAGCAGCCUCUGUGUGUUGCUCUGUUGGCCCGUGCCGCUCGCUCUGCCCCACUGUGGGUCUACAGAGCUAAAAAGCUCUGUGUUCUCCCUGCUUCACUGGCACCAUUAAUGUGCCAUGGCCAAGCCAGGGUCCUUUUGCUCUCAUUUUCCCUAAUUCUCUCCCUCCCUUCCUCCCCCCCUCUCUCUUGCGCUCCCACUGGAGUUUCUUCUCUUUAUUGGAUGGUGCAGAAGCAGAACCACAAACCAAUUUCAGUCACUCUCGCAAUGAGGCUUGACGGGCCCAAUUUGUCUCCCUCCGGGGCAAUAGGAUCCACUCCAGUGUCCCUCAAAAGACCCCUUUCUUCCAGACUGAGGGAGCUUUUUGUUUGGUGACAAUUGCAAUUGAGCUCUUGCAGUUCAUGUGACUCAUUUAAAUCUACAGUAAGUCCAUUGCUCUAUUUUUUUAGCAUGAUGGCGUGUUAAGCACACUACAGGCAAACGCCAUCAUGCGAGGCGGUGUUUGUAAUUUACCGACGAGUUGUACAUCGAGUGCCUUUUAACAAAGCUUCCAAAUUAUUCGAAAUGAUUUGUGUGAGAGCAAAUGGAAGAUUUUUUUUAAUUCAAUUGUGCUAAAGAAAUGUGACACAAUAUGGAAGCUACUCUAUGGUGCUAAAGAGGAGGCAUUCUCAGGCGUUUGCCUUGACUGAUCUCUGAUGAGCCGGCCACUGUUGAUCGUUUGGCCUUUACUCUUAACAGGCCUCCUGUCCACUUGACAACACAGACAAGAAACUGGCACACAGCUUCCUCAUGUGAACUACACCUUUAAAGCCAUACUCACAUUAUCUUUCCUCGGCCAGAAAUUGCUAGUCAUUUUUAUCUUCCGUCCACCAAUGAAGUUGAGAAGCUAAAUGUGUCAUUCAAACUGUCUCUCGUUGACUGUUAAGCUGUUUAUUGUCCAAUCAAAUCAACACCUGCCCUUUUCCUUUCAUCUGAUCCACAUUCCACAUCUGCUUGAACUUGCCUCCAGGCUAUGAUUUGCUCAUAUCUCCCAAUGAGCAAGUCUCACCCACAUUACAGUCUUUAACGGCUAACAACUGACAAAUGUUGGGUUUAUGAGCUCCCGGGACUUUCCCUCAUUGCUCAUGUGUUUCGUCCUUGUUGCAUUUGCUCAAUGUAGUCCAUCACUGAGUCCUUUUAUGUGGUAAACUGCUAAACUUUAACUUUACCAGGUUUAAGCUAGUAUGUGUGUGUCAGUGUGUCUGAAGAGUUCUUCUACUCAAACGUUUAGCUAUGAAUACAGCAUUGCUAGCAUAGACUUUUACAGCUGCUGCUUUUAUAAAAGUAAUACAGAGAGACGUUUUCGAAGCCUAACAGGGCUCAUAAUGCAGAAGUUGCACAUCGGAGAGCAGAGCGUCCCACAGAAGGCCUGAGAUUCAAAAGCAAUGGCAUUAUGGGAAAUAUGACUACACAUCGCCAAGAGAUUAUGGAUAAUAACAAUGCACAACAACAAAUAUCAGAUCUAUUUUGCUAAUGGAGAUUCAAGAUUGAAAAUGUUAAGGCAGGUGUUUGCUUUUGGUGCAUGGCGCCAAUAUUUCACAGAGAUCUAAAAGAUUACCCGACUGAACAAGCAAAAAUGGCUCUCUCUUAAUAGCACAAUGGCUUAACGUACCUUUUCAGAAUACAAAUUUGGAAGUGUACAGAAGGCAAGCCGGCAAUUUUAAGGAGGCUGUAGCAGAAAACGCUCCUCUCGCAGUCAGCCCAUGUGUCAGCACAAACCAAGAGUCAGCUAUACCUAGAACGUUUGUGUGUGUGUGUGUGGGGGGGGGGGGGAAAGAACAAGAGGCAGAUCAUUAGCUGCUGUUGCCGGGCAGAAGUGGUCAGAACCUGGGGUUUCUCCAUGUUCUUGCAGCAGUAUGUCCCGUGUACAGGUCUCCAAAAGGGGACGAGCUCCACCCAUCACUCAUUAGCAACACAGACUUCCUCUCUCACACCAUGACCAUCCCUCUCUCCUUUUCUACACAGUUGAUCAUUGUUCCAAUCUCUUCUAACCUUAAGUCUUGUUUCUGGCUGACUUCCACACUCCAUCGUGAGGCUGCCACCAUUUGCAAUCUGUGUCUAAGCACUGCUUGCAUAGCUUUUCUCAAAUUAAAUUGUAGACCACCAUUGCAUUUAAUAUUUUUUGCAUUAUUUGUCUGCAGCAGGUUGGAGAUGGAAUGUCCUUGGCUUGCCACUAAUAUUGCUGAGUAAACCUAGGUCUAAGUGGUGCUCGAUCACCCUUAAGUCUUGUUUUCCUUAAGUGUUAUGAUGAUAUUGUUCGCUGCUAUAGUGCCAAAAAGAAAAGGUUUAUGCAAUCAUAAUGAGUGUUGAAAACGUUGAAAUCCAUUAUUUAUUUUUACAAUAUCUGAAUUGCCUAAGUGCAGUAAAUCUCACUCAUCUGGUGCCUGAAGGAAGUGUACUGUAAUCAGAUGUUCAGAAUGACUUUUCCUGACACAGGAAAAAGCAGAAUACUGUCCACUAAAAGAAUGGUGGGCUUGAGAUUUUACCUACAUCCUGGUCUUCUUCAGAGUCAGUUUUCAAGACGCGGUAUUGACUGAACGUUUUGUUUCCAUCCUAACUCACCGUUUUUCACAAUAACUGCAGCCAUUCUUAAAUCUGACAUGAUCCAGACAGUAAUUCAUGUAGUGUUGCUUUCACACUAUCACUCAUUAGAUGUAUAACACGUCAUACUCAGUUGUUGCAAAGGUUCCUUGUGAACAGAGUUGCAUUCAUUCCGCAUCGAUUCUCAUGAGGAAAACAGUCGUUCAGAGUUGCUCUCCAAUCCGGUCUCCCGUAGGGUAUAAGGCUAACCGUGGCUCAAUUACACAUCAUAGACCAGUACACACACAUAAUGCAGUGAGAAAAUUGUUCAAACUGCCCCCCACAAGAGCGAGACCCUGUGCUUCAUAAUUGAUGCUUCGGUCCACCUUUGAUAAGAGCUAUUGAUUGGCCACACAACCCCAGGAGCCCUCGUGGAGUUCAAACAGCUCCCAGAGAAAUAUCCAACUACCACUAGGAAAUGACUGACACAAUUGUUAAGAGAUAGCCAGCAGAGUGUGUUGGGCAUUGGUAUUCAUUUACCAGAUAAAAAGAGGAACUAUUUAUCAAGACAGCAGAGCGGUUUUAAAAUGUUUUAUUUUUGUUAGUUUUCUCUUUUUGUUCGUUCUUCACUUUUCCUUGUUUCAGCGCCGAGGAGGACAUGGUCACGCCUCGCACACGCUGCUCAGUGUGUGUGUUAUUUGAGAAACUAUCUGUACAUCUGUGGAUGUUAGAAUUUGACUUGGGUUAUAUGAGUUGUUUUUUUUUCUCUCUGAUGAAGCUUUCAAUAAAAAAAUGUGGAAAAAAGCA